AUGGCUGAAAAUUCGAUCAUAAACGUUAUGAUGACUAUUUUGUCCGUAUUAGUAGUAACUGCUAACGUAACAGUAUGCCUCCUGGUCGUCGCUAACAAAUCUCUGCGAACAUACACGAAUGGAUUCCUCGUUUCUCUGGCAGUAUCCGAUAUUCUACUCGGCGCUGUGCAGUUCCCAGUGCUUCUAACGAUUCCGGAAUCAAUCGCCAGUGGCUAUAUCAUCUCUGUGAUCCUGUUGUCAGGAGUUACCAGCCAUUGCUGCAUCACCUUUGACAGACUCAUUGCAAUUCGCCAUCCGUUCUUGUAUUCAUAUUUAAUUCAAAAAUACUUUACGAAGAUGCUGCUGAGUGCCUGGGUUGUGGCAGUUGUUUUUUCGUUGAUACCACUCUGCUGGAAAACUGAUUCCCGUCUUACGAUCCACAAAGUUUACCUCUUUGUGGGAAUCGUAGCUUUCAUCUUUGUUCCUUAUCUGCUGAUGUUUGUGGCGUACUGCCUGAUUUUUGCGAUUCUCCGCGAUCAUUUUAAGAUGGUCCAAGAGAUGACAGUAUCAAUAAGUAGGAAGGAACAAGCAAGGAGGCUCUCAUCCGAAGCAAAGAUUGCCAAAGUUUGCCUCACACUGAUCGCUACUUUUGUUCUUUGUUGGCUGCCGAUCAUCUACAUGACAUCCGCAAUGGUGCUUAGCAAACCCGAGACCGUUCCUGUUCUUUUGCCCACUAUUGCUAAAUUUACACUGGGUCUGUCGUCCUUGAUAAACCCUGCAUUGUACACUUUCAAGAAAGAGGACUUCAGAACUGCUGUGAAGAAGGUUUUCAGGCGAAAUUUGAAUGCACAGAUCGAUCCGACUAGUCUACAGAAUCCCAUAGAUAUCACACAGGAAGGGAAUAAUGCGUAUGACACGCCGGGUCUCCAGCUGAGAAACCCUACCACUGGUGUCCAAGUAUCGCAAUUUCUAACAUAG
Stylophora pistillata is the source of this 957-nucleotide messenger RNA. RefSeq names its product adenosine receptor A2a-like. Gene Ontology annotation, biological process: G protein-coupled receptor signaling pathway. Gene Ontology annotation, molecular function: G protein-coupled receptor activity. Gene Ontology annotation, cellular component: membrane. NCBI's taxonomy places the organism in Eukaryota, Metazoa, Cnidaria, Anthozoa, Scleractinia, Pocilloporidae. The record is from RefSeq and is a predicted model, not a curated record.